AUGGAGAGAGACAUGCAGGCAACCUCACACGAACCUGCCCUCUCCUCGGUCGGUCCUCUCAAGCGUAUCAGAGCUGAAGAGGCGCCUUCUGAAGACAACCACCGGCCAAAGAAGGCCCGCGAGUCACAAACGUUUACCGAUACGGUCAGCGACGAGACUCCGUCACCGUCCUACACAGCUGCAGAGAAGGGGAAGCAAAAGAUGAUUGGGCCCGCCGAUGAAGAAUCUACAACUGGCACCAGGACGGUGGAAAGGAACGCUCAACUGGUCGACGAACUCGUUGAGGAGCUUAGCUGCGGUUGUUGCGCUGGCCUUGUGUACCGCCCAGUCGUUCUCCAACCAUGCCAACACUUCUUCUGUGGUAGCUGCCUUACAUUAUGGAUUCAGAAUUCUGGCCUCAAUACGUGCCCACAAUGCCGCGCGCCAUCCACUCAUGCUGUCGCUUCUCGAAUGAUCCAAUCCAUCGUCGAUGUGUUCCUGAGAAACCGCCCUGACUUUGAACGUGCUGAGAGUGAACGUGUCCAAGCCGACGAGGUCUGGCAACCCGUGGCGGAAAUUAAGAUUCCUCAACCCAGGCCACCGAACCCCGAUAUCCUGCUGCCUCAAUCCCGCGGGCACGAGCCUGGUUCCGACAAUUUUGCUCGACCUUGUCCGCACUGUGCCCGUCAUAACCAGUUCGGCUGGAGGUGUCCGCGCCCUAUACCCGAUCCUGAAGCAAAUCCCGCUGAAGCAUGGAAUUUAGAUGAUGGGCCCCCACCUGGACAUGGACUUUGCGGAGCAUGUUCUGAACUGCACGCGCUUUACGCGCCAGGCUCGUCUGCCUGUUCACUUUGUCGAACUUCGUUUUGCGGGCUUUCCAUACCCCAUCUGUGUGUUGCGCCAUCUGCUGUUAAUACCCUCUCUGGGCUUCUGGAGCAACACUCCGAGGCCAUCUGGGAUGCCUUCGAUUUUAAUGAAGUAGAAGUUGAGGUUUUAAUUGAUUGGUUGCGUGACGGUCGCCGUGGCUCUAUGAGGGGAGUGUAUCAGGAGAUGAUUGACCACGUAAGGGCUUCCGGAGAUGGAUUCCAACCUAUGAUCGCUGCAGGACUGUUCAGUCCAGAACACAACAAUAUCAACCCCCUUUCGGAGGCUGAACUCGCCCAGUACAACCGCCCAUCUCAGCCCUCAUCUUCAACUUCAUCGGGUAGUCGCUCGACAGCAAUAUCGUUCGUUCCUCUCCCUCAGUCUUUAAGGCAAUCACUUGAUCGCCCUAAUAGCAGCGGAACUGCACCUAGUUCGUCAGACGACGAGCGUCGUCGCGUUCUGUACGAACAGCGGAUGCGUUUUGCCGCACAAGUUCUCGCAGAACGUGCUUCGUCGGGAUCGCUAGAUAGUAUCAACUCGCCGCCUAGUGAGGAGAGUCCCUCGACUGACCCAGGGUCUAAUGCCACCGGACCCCCUGCGGCGACUGAGCGUGUCACCAUGGAGGACCUCCGAAGACUCUUUGGAUCUGAUUUGUCGCCUGGAUCCAUAUCUUCUUCUUCGACCGUUUCUGCUGAUCGUUCACCAUCAGAACUUAAUGCUUCGCCGGAACCUAUGGCCCCAUCUCAGAGAAACGAUGGAAAUGAUGUUGGAGCUACUUCCGCUGCAUCGAGCGGGGGGGCUCGUUCCCCAAGACUUGCGGAAACGCCGAUGACGUCUAGUAACGAGGGCCGCAGCGCUUCGCCCUCAUCGUCUGAUCCAAACAGUGCAUCGGUGAGCAGCUCGAGCAGCUCUCGUGGGUCCGUUACACGCAUCUGCAGAGAUUGUGCCUUCGAAAUCUUCCUUCACGAACUGUACCCCUGGUGGGCUAGGGAACGAAAGAAGGCCAUUGAUGCCGCGGAGGCUGAGGAGGCUGCUGCCGCUGCCCUCGCAGCCUCAUCAUCUGUUCGGGUAGAGUCUCAGUCUAUGGGGGAGUCCGAUGAUCCUGAAGAUGAUGGGGAUGACGAUGACGAUGAUGAAGAUGGAGAGAGCAGGGAAUCUGGGGGUGUCGGGAGUGGAGGCGCUAACUCCGGGCCUAAGAUCCCUUCAUGGGUUGGUGCAAGAAGAGAUUGCCCAGAAGGCAGGCACUGCUCUCAGCAGAAAGAACUUUCGCAUUCAAAAGAAUUCAAUCACGUUAUCGCAGAACCCACAGAGUCGCCUCCUAUGAACAGUAACAGUAACAGUGCCACGGCCAUUCCUGUGCCUCCUCCACCCGCUCCCGAGCCAUGUCCAAUGGAAGGAGCGUUCAUCGAUCUGGACAUUUCAAGCGCUGAACCCCCAAAUGCAGUGUCUAAUCCCCACUCUGAUAGCCUUGUCGACCUCUCCGCACAAAUAGACGUGCCUUCUAGUCAAGUUAGUGAGAUGGAAGUUGAUCAACAUCUGUCUACGAAUCAGCCACCUAUAUCCGUAUCGCAAGAAGCGGAUGAUGACAACGAUACCAUUAUGGGUGAGAUCGCGUGCCCUCCUACUGGCCCCAUCAUUCAACCCACAGAUGUCAGAGUGAUUGGUCCGGGUCUCACAAGCCAUCCUGAAGUUGGUCCUGUUACCGAGUCGAGCUCCGCGCCAGGAAUAUUCCCCGGUCCUGAUGUAAUGAGAGGUCCGUCCGUUGAGAUUGUCAAUCUCGUGGAGUCCUCUAGAUAAGCUGUUCAACUUCAUUUGUGAACCUACUCUUUUCAAAGAUUUUUUGUAACAUGGUUGCUCCCCCUCCAUUCUACUCACCCUCGAUCCGCUGAGUUGUGUUUCUUUCACAUUCUUCAUGCAUCACACUUUAUACGUUAUGUAUAUACGUUGCUCCCCUUAUCAACCUCACCGGGCUUUUCCCUUAAUUCUCUUCCGAUAGUCAUCGGAUAUGGUUAUAUAUCCUUCACUGUUUAUGUCCCAUCGCUUGCCCCACUUCCUCAUUUACGACCCACCCCACAUGCUGUCUCCCCAUUCACUGUCCACGUAUUCACUUCACGUCAUUUACAAUGCCAAUACAGUUCUCUACCUAAACCAGCUACACGUACUUACUCCAGCUAUAGCCCAGAUCGCCGCCCGCACAGGAGGGACAGCGGCGGCCAGAUGUCCUGGAAUUAUGCGCUGCACUUUGC
This is a messenger RNA of Cantharellus anzutake, 3089 nucleotides long. RefSeq lists its product as uncharacterized. The transcript is spliced from 10 exons. Bases 1 to 2640 code for a protein of 879 amino acids. Gene Ontology annotation, molecular function: metal ion binding; ubiquitin-protein transferase activity. Lineage: Eukaryota; Fungi; Basidiomycota; Agaricomycetes; Cantharellales; Hydnaceae. The record is from RefSeq and is a predicted model, not a curated record. Gene Ontology annotation, biological process: ubiquitin-dependent protein catabolic process; protein ubiquitination; mitotic cell cycle checkpoint signaling. Gene Ontology annotation, cellular component: nucleus.